AUGAACAAGAUUUACAUAAGUUUGAUUCAAAAUUUUGCUUAUUUCGUUAAACAGGGGGCAGACCCAUGGCAGAGGGUUAUUAGAGAACCAGGAGUUUCUGGUUUAUCCCUUGAUGAAUCUGGGGUUUGGGAUCCUGACUUCGUCACUGCAGCAAAGUUUGUCAUGAGUCCCCCUAUUAGUGCAUCUGGACAUGAUAAGGCCCUACAAGCUGCCCUUUCAACAGGAAUUCUGCAGGUUCCUACCAAUCAUAACCGCUGGGACCGUAAAGACACUUAAAGAGACUGUGACUUUCACUUAGGGAUUUUUUCUGUUUUUUUUAUGAAAGGGAGUUUUUUUU
Molecule: messenger RNA, 337 nt
Organism: Quercus lobata
Lineage: Eukaryota; Viridiplantae; Streptophyta; Magnoliopsida; Fagales; Fagaceae
Product: dihydropyrimidinase-like
Exons: 4
Coding region: 1-276 (91 amino acids)
Source: RefSeq, a predicted model, not a curated record